AGACUUCGCAAUGCCGCAGGCGUACACCGCUGUGUCCCAAUGGACCCGUAGCCUACUCAUCACUUCCUGCUUCCGGUGUGCGGGGGCUGUGAGUUCUUAGGGAAAAGAGUCAGGGAGCCGGUAGGUGUUGCGGAGAAGACCGGUGCCACGUGUACAGAGUAUAACAAGCUUUGACUACUAUUUGUGAAUAAUUCCCAAGGUGUCAGACAACAAUGGUAUCUAAACAAGCGUUCCUCUUCAGUCUGGGAUCUCUCUACCUCUCCCUCCUCUUUGUAUUUCUUCUUAUGGACGUAUAUGCCAGGCCUGCAAAUAAUUCCGCCCUGAAGGAAAAGCCUGUAGACAAUAAAGAUGAAAAUGAAAUUAUACCUCCUGACCAUCUGAAUGGGAUGAAGAUGGAGAUGGAUGGACACCUUAACAAAGAGUUCCAUCAAGAGGUUUUCCUGGGGAAGGAGAUGGAAGAAUUUGAUGAAGAUUCAGAGCCGAGGAAAAAUAGGAGGAAGCUAGCGGUUAUCUUUUCAAAGGUGGACAGGAACAACGACAAACAGAUUAGUGCCAAAGAAAUGCAAAGGUGGAUCAUGGAGAAGACAGAAGAACAUUUCAGAGAGGCCAUGAAAGAGAACAAGCUACAUUUUCGUGCCGUCGAUCCUGAUGGGGAUGGGAAGGUGUCUUGGGAUGAGUACAAGGUCAAGUUGCUGGCCAGUAAAGGAUUCAAUGAGAAGGAAGUGGCAGAAAAGCUGAAGAACAAUGAGGAUUUGAAGAUAGAUGAAGAGACUCAGGAAGUAUUAGAUAACUUAAAAGACCGCUGGUUCCAGGCUGAUAACCCCCCAGCUGACCAACUUCUGGAUGAAGAUGAGUUCCUCUCUUUCUUGCACCCUGAGCACAGUCGAGGGAUGCUGAAAUUCAUGGUGAAAGAAAUUGUCCGAGAUUUAGAUCAAGAUGGAGAUAAGCAGCUAACCUUAUCAGAGUUCAUUUCUCUUCCUGUCGGCACUGUUGAAAACCAACAAGCCCAAGACAUUGAUGAUGAAUGGGUCAGAGACAGGAAAAAGGAAUUUGAAGAAGUUAUUGAUUCAAACCACGACACAAUUGUUACAAUGGAGGAGCUGGAGGAGUACAUGGACCCUAUGAAUGAAUACAACGCUCUUAAUGAAGCCAAGCAGAUGAUCGCUGUAGCUGAUGAAAACCAAGACCAUCAUUUGGGGCUGGAAGAAAUCAUGAAGUACAGCGAGUAUUUCAUAGGCAGCAAGCUGAUGGACUAUGCCCGCAAUGUUCACGAAGAGUUCUAGAUAGCCCGUGCUGUGCAAAUCAUCCACAGAGCCCUUCUCCCAUUUAGCUGGAGGCGUUUCAGUGAUGGGUAAAGGAUACAUCUUGUAAUUUAAUGGGAUUGGGACUUCACCAGUUUUGCUGCUACUCUACCUGUGUGUUCUCCGUGUUAAGUAUUCUGGUGCCGCCUCCCCACUACAUGCUACGUUCAUAGCAAAAUUUGCACAUAAUCAAUAACUUUUAUUUGUUUAAGCAAAUAUAUCCCCAUUUUAUAUCAUGGCAAAGGACAUCUAUAGAUGGCUGGGUAUUUGCUACCAUGCUUUACCUUCUUGCUCACUGUGGAGUAAGUCACCUAUAAGAAUGCAGAAAUAUUUUAACUGGUUUGAUUUGUGGUAGCAGAGAGAGAAAUGCUUGUCAAUAACUAGCAUGCCGUUAAACUUCCUAAAUGUGUAAUGGGCAGCUCUAGAUUCAUUUUAGCACCACAUUUUUGUUCAUUGUUUUGUGACCUUGCUUGGAAAAAAAAAUAGUUUUUGGCAGAAUUCAGCAGGCAAAAUUUUAGAACACAUUAUAUCAUCAAUUAAUUAAAGAUGCUUUAAAACAUUAUCCUUUUUUUUUAUGCCUGACUUAAUAUUUUGUUUUAUUCCCCCAAAAAAUGACAUACUCAGUACCUGUGAAAACAAAUUAUAAUGUGAAAAUUUAACUAUGUUCUUAAUUAUAAAGAUAAAAAAACA
This is a messenger RNA of Bombina bombina (fire-bellied toad), 1991 nucleotides long. It is a transcript of the gene SDF4, whose product is annotated as stromal cell derived factor 4. Lineage: Eukaryota; Metazoa; Chordata; Amphibia; Anura; Bombinatoridae. Gene Ontology annotation, cellular component: endoplasmic reticulum. The record is from RefSeq and is a predicted model, not a curated record. Gene Ontology annotation, biological process: calcium-ion regulated exocytosis. Gene Ontology annotation, molecular function: calcium ion binding. The coding region runs from base 213 to 1283 and encodes 356 amino acids. The transcript has 7 exons.